Macrosteles quadrilineatus (aster leafhopper) is the source of this 960-nucleotide messenger RNA. Its product is annotated as peroxisomal N(1)-acetyl-spermine/spermidine oxidase-like. The transcript has 6 exons. The record is from RefSeq and is a predicted model, not a curated record. Gene Ontology annotation, molecular function: polyamine oxidase activity. The coding region runs from base 1 to 960 and encodes 319 amino acids. NCBI's taxonomy places the organism in Eukaryota, Metazoa, Arthropoda, Insecta, Hemiptera, Cicadellidae.
AUGGUGUACAGCGCUGCAGACAGCCUGGACCAGCUAGGGGUGCGAGGGGAGGGGGAGUAUGUGGAGAAUGGGGGUGAUCAGACUCUGAAGUGGACCUCCCGUGGGUACAAGACCAUCUUUGAGAUACUGUCGUAUAUGUUCUGUUUGGUAACUCCUAGAGAAAGUUUCCCAACGUCUCCGAGGAGCUGCCCAUCAUGGAGAAGGUUCUGUUCGGCAAAGGAGGUGCAGGGGGUGGACUAUGGUCAGGGGGAGGGGAAGGUAGUAUUGAGAUGUUCUGACGGUAGUAGCUACACAGCUGAUCACGUGGUCAUCACAGUGUCACUGGGGGUGCUCAAGAAACACAUGGAGAUGUUCAACCCUCCCUUGCCACGGAGUAAGACUAAUGCUAUCCAGACUUUGGGAAUAGGGUGUGUCGGAAAAGUGUUUCUCUUAUUUCCAACUCGAUGGUGGCCUGAAUAUAUCAACGUAAUUGUUCCAAUGUUUUCUAAGAAACAGCUUGAAGACUUCAAGAAAAAUUCCACCCAUGGUUACUGGACCGCCCACACCUCCGGGUUCUGGCCGGUGAUGCAGCAUGAGCGCAUGCUCUGCUCGUGGUUUUCAGGGGAAGCUUGUAGAAUCAUGGAGAAGUUGACGGAAGAAGAAGUCAUCCAGGGUCUGCUUCAGCUGCUUAACGCUCUUGUAGGCAAACAACAUCAGAUUCCCCGACCUGAAGGCAUUCUGAGGACUAACUGGGCCAGCUAUCCCUACACGUUAGGAUCAUACUCUUUUCCCACGCCGGAUAGCGAUCGUCUAAAUGUAACUAGAAGUCAUCUAUCCGAGCCUGUGCUACAUCAUGAUAAACCUGUUUUACUGUUCGCUGGGGAGGCCACUCACCCUCACUACUGGAGUACAGUGCAUGGCGGACUGGCAACAGGGAUUAGGGAGGCAAACAACCUACUAAAGUAUCUCCAGAUAGCCUGA